This is a messenger RNA of Acanthochromis polyacanthus (spiny chromis), 2086 nucleotides long. RefSeq names its product PRELI domain containing 3A (gene prelid3a). Bases 334 to 870 code for a protein of 178 amino acids. The record is from RefSeq and is a predicted model, not a curated record. Gene Ontology annotation, cellular component: mitochondrial intermembrane space. Gene Ontology annotation, molecular function: phosphatidic acid transfer activity. The transcript is spliced from 7 exons. Gene Ontology annotation, biological process: phospholipid transport. NCBI's taxonomy places the organism in Eukaryota, Metazoa, Chordata, Actinopteri, Pomacentridae.
GUCUGUGUAACUUGACACUCGGUGGCUGUUCUGCUGCACCGGCUUCUCUCCUGGCCAAGCUAUUUCCUAUAAUUUAUCCGUUGCAUAUUUUGUGCCACCGUGAGUCGGGGGUCAGCGGAGCCGUUUACGCACUCUUUACGCGCGGCUGAUAUGUAUGGAACGGUGGAGAUGUGUUUCCUGGACUCACCUCAUUGAUGGUCGUGAGCUUCCAUCACAGGCCCCAAUCUGUGGUUCCUGGAGCUUCAGUUCCUCUUGUGACUAUGGGACGCUGAGAUGUAGUUUCGCAUCACGGGUGGGUUUUUUCAACAAGGUCGAGACGGUGACUUGAAAAAAAUGAAGAUUUGGAGCACGGAGCAUGUUUUCAGUUACCCCUGGGAGACGGUGAUCAAGGCUGCCAUGAGGAAGUACCCGAACCCCAUGAACCCCAACGUGGUCGGGGUGGAUGUGUUGGAUCGCAGUCUGGACGCAGAAGGACGCCUUCACAGCCACAGACUCCUCAGCACAGAAUGGGGCCUGCCGGGCAUCGUACGAGCGAUACUGGGAACCAACCAUACGCAGACCUAUGUAAAGGAGCAUUCAAUAGUCGACCCAGAGGAGAAAAAGAUGGAGUUGUGUUCAACAAAUAUUACACUAACCAACCUCAUAUCAGUGGAUGAGAGGCUUCUUUACAGACCACACCCAGAAAACCCCGACGUCACUGUGUUGACCCAGGAAGCCAUCAUCACAGUGAAGGGAGUCAGUCUGAGCAGCUACCUGGAGGGGAUGAUGGCCAGAAGAAUGUCAGCCAACGCCAGGAAGGGUUGGGAUGCUAUUGAGUGGAUUAUUCAGAACUCUGAAAGAGAGAACGUACCUCUCUGUGAUAUUUACUAAUGCUGGACUCCGAGUCUGCUGCGAUGACUUCUUACCUUGGCUCACACCUCAUAAAAGAUUGAGGAUCCUCAGCAUCUCCGGAUCCUCUGCAAGUGGUACUUAAAUCGUCUGGGAGGUUUUGUGAAUUUUCACCCCACAUGGCCUCUCACAUCUCUGGAGUUUCUGGAAGAACGGGAAACUUUUGCCAAAGCUAAAUGGUUAGCGAAGCAGUAAGAUUCAGUGUUUGUGGUGUCAAGUCUGGGAGAUGUGGCUCACCGGUAAUUCAUUAACCCAUUUACUGUUUGAAUAAGGUGCAAGCAAAACAAAGAGCUGCAUCAACUUUACAAGCCUGCACAGGUUUGAAUAUUACAUUACUACCCUACAUUUACUUCCUGUCAUAUCUUCAGUUUAGAUUCUUGAUGCAGAUGGAAAAGAAGGAUGCACAGACUUUGGUACGCUGCAAUGUUAUUAAUAUGCAACAACCUUUAUUUGAACUGAUGUAGUUCUUCUGUAAGGUCAAACACUGGAGACUCCUAUAGUAGGAGAAAGUUCAAGUUCAAAAGAUGCUACUGGUGCUUAUUAUUUAUUACAAUGGGCACAAACUGUAGAUGUUAUGUUUGCAUGAUACUAGUAAAAAGGGAGGGGAUAGUUAAAGAAAAAAACUGAUAUAAAGUCAAAGAAAUCAUAUUGUCUAUUUUAAAUAAGAUGGGAAUGUACCAUUAUCAUUGCCUUCUUUUUCCAUUCUAAGGCAUCAAUACACUGGCAGCUUUUUGAUGUAACUCUGAAGGGCAGUUUUGCCUUAAAACCAGCAGAUUAGUAGGUUUUAAUAAGAUGAGGAUGAGAAUAUGCAUUGGCUUUCUUAAUAUGGCCUUAAAAUGAUGCCUGUGUAUUGUUGCUUUGACGGCUGUGUCGCACACAUCAUUGCUUCCAACUGUUCCAUAGAAGCUACCUACGUAUCCCUGAAGAGCAGGGCAGUACUGUAUGUGCAAUGCGGCAGUGGGAGACGCACACCUUUACUGUGUUAAACAAUAUUUCUGGGUGAAAUUAAUAUUUGUAUAAAUAAUAUUUAUUUUAAAAAAAACAUUGCAUUGAAAGAAGUAAAUUAUGACAUUGCUUUUAUUACAUGUGUGUUGUGUAAAAAUGAGUUUUCCAUUUGCUUCUUUAAAUUUUGUUUUAACGUCGGCUGUUGUCCUCCUACAACAAUUAAAGCAACUGUUUGAGAACAAAUCUCUCUGAA